AAAGUAUAUAGUACUGCAUGUCCUUAUCGUAUAGUACUAAUAUAGUUCAAGGUGUUGCAGACAUGACCAACCAUUUGCUUCAAAGCUGAGUCAGUAACUCACCAACUCCCAUCCAUCUUCUUCUUCUCUCAAAAACUAUCAUCCCGAACGUUAUUCCAAUCAUCUGCUCAUGUUAGUAUCUCAAACACCAGCAAGCAGCACUCAGACGAACAUUAUGAACCUUGAAGUUUGAGCUCCAGUAGCAGCCCAAGAGUUAGGUACGUUUGGCUGUCAUUCUUCUCAUGAUAUCGAUAGGAAUAUGUACAAGUGCUGAAUCGAAUAUCCUGUAUUCCUGUGUCUCUCUGCAGACCAAAGAUUCUAACAAAGCUUUCAUCGAAUCUCCAAAACGAUAUGUCCAGGUCUUUGGAUCUCUCGGUGAAAUAAGACCAAAGCUAUGAACUGAACUAGUUCAGUCAGAUUGUUUUCUUCCUGAAUUUAUGCAAGAGAGAGCAAAACACAAGGAAGCAUUCCAAGGAAGUCUGCAAGGAGAAGUGCACCCAGAAUCAACAUGGACUGGAUUGAACAAGUUAAUAUUUGUGAUCUGAUACCACCAAAGAAUCUGCCAACACCUGCUCCAUUCAGUGUCAUCAGCAGCACCAAAGGAUCAUGCAAACGUUUCCCUCAGGAUUACGAUGCUGGACCAAUGAAGAUAAAGCUUAUUUGCAACUUUGGUGGCAGGUUCCUCCCAAGGCCAAGCGAUGGUGAGCUUCGGUACAUUGGGGGCGACAGGCAUCUGAUUAAAAUCCGCCGGGACAUCUCUUGGCAAGAGUUGAUCUGCAAGACAACAAAGCUGAUAAGGCGAGCUCACACGAUAAAGUACCACCUCCCAGGGGAGCAAGUGAGCAUGCUCAUUUCCAUCACAUCUGAUGAUGACCUCAGGCAUAUGGUUGACGAGUGCACCGUGCUAGAAAGAACGAAAGAGAUGGUGACCAUGUACCUCUUCUCAGGAAAAGACGAUGAGCGGCAUGUGCAUUUCGUUGUACAAAGCUCAUCCGAUGUAGAAAAGGAAGCACAGUUCAUUGCUCUUAUCAAUGGGCUCGUCAGACCAGGUAAUGAAUUGAGAACACAGAGAAUGGAUAGAUCCUCAGUCCAGGACCUAGACCAGCUGAUGCCUGGCUUAAGUCUGUUAGGAUUGCCGACAGCCAGAACAGAGGAAGCUUCAAUGUACAUCAAAAGUAAGCCUUCACAGAGUAUCACAGUACCGCUAAAGACAGCAAGUGGUCAGUCAGAAAAACGGGUGGCUAACCAAGAUUACAGGGCACAAGGGAAUGAAGGUAACAUGAUCUCUGCAGCUACAAAUGCGAGUAAAGCUUACCUUGGUGCAUCUGUGCCUUGUGAAACCACACUUAGGCAACAGCAAGGUGGUGGUCUCUCUGUUUCAAGGCAUCAGCAACAGAGUGUCACUGAAAGUUCUGGAAAGAGCCAUCAAGCUACAGGAGCACAAGAAACCCGAUCAUCACCAAGGAACCAGUUGCCGACACCAUCAGACAACAGCAGUGUGAAGAAGACACAGCCAUCGGAUUCAAACAACAGAAACCCAAUGCCACAUACAAGUCCACCUGUGCAUUUCAAAAAGCCUGCGUCUUUAUCAAGGGGUCCCCAGAAAACAGUGAACCAGCAAGGCUCCUCUGAUGAGAACAAGUUAAAAUCAAGAACGCAUGGCACCCAAGAAGAAGAUAUGUUUCAUUCAGCAGAACACCCGGCAAGGAAGAACAGCAAGGUAGAGAUCUGUGAACCUAAUCAUGAAUCUGGCACCCCAGGUUGCAACUUGCACUACGUGGAGAAGUCCGUUGUAACCAAUAGCAUCCUGAAGCAACAGCCUGCGGUUCCUUGUGUUUUUACAGCUUUGGACACGGCAAUAAAUCUGCAACCAAAUAUUCUAGCGCGUGCGUCAAGUGAGAGAAUACAGGAACGACCCAGUAGUCCAAGACCAGAUGAAAAUGCACCAAAAAUCACUCGAUUCCGUUCAGUUGGUACUGAUGGUGUUAAUCCUCAGACUGGAAUUCCAUCACAAGAAGAAGACAAAGAUAAUAACACUUCACUGCCAAUCUCAGAGCCCGAGGUACUUGACACCAAGGGCAGUGAACCUCGGCCUGCAAAUGCAGUGCUGGUCAGAGAUCUUAUAAGUAAUGUCCAGAUAAUAAGCAAUGAGGACCUUGAAGAUCUCCGUGAGAUGGGCUCUGGAGCAUUUGGGACUGUUUUUCAUGGAAAAUGGAGGGGAACAGAUGUUGCCAUUAAACGGAUAAAGAACAGUUGUUUUUCGCACCCAUCAUCUCAAGCAGAUAAACUGAUAACAGAAUUUUGGAGAGAGGCAGCUAUAAUCUCAAAACUUCACCACCCAAAUAUUUUGGCACUUUACGGGAUUGUAAAGAAUGGGCCAGGGGGCACAUUAGGUACUGUAACAGAAUUCAUGGUCAAUGGAUCCCUAAAGAAAGUCCUCAGUCGCAAAGACAAAUAUCUGGAUUGGCGCAAGCGGAUACUGGUUGCAAUGGAUGCGGCCAUUGGCAUGGAAUACUUGCACUCCAAGGACAUUGUCCACUUUGAUCUGAAAUGUGAUAACCUGCUAGUGAAUAUUAAGGAUCCCUCUCGUCCCAUAUGCAAGGUUGCCGAUUUUGGUUUAUCAAAGAUGAAACAAGCCACCCUUGUUUCUGGUGGAAUGAGAGGAACUCUUCCAUGGAUGGCUCCAGAAUUGCUGACAAUGAGCGGCACUAAAGUUUCCGAAAAGGUUGAUGUCUAUUCUUUUGGCGUUGUGAUGUGGGAAAUUCUCACUGGUGAGGAUCCAUACGAUGGGAUGCACUAUGGAGGAGUCAUAGGGGGGAUUUUGAGCAACACACUGAGGCCACCAGUGCCAACUUCGUGUAAGCCAGAAUGGAGGAAACUGAUGGAGCAAUGCUGGUCAACCGAACCUGGGCGAAGACCUUCUUUCUCUGAAGUUGCAACUGGUCUCCGCGGCAUGCUGCAAGCAAACAAAUGCGAAUCUCUGUGUUGAUAUCACUCUGGCUUCUUGUAUACAUAUCCUACCUGCGCAUAUAUGAUACAAACAUGGAUAUAUUUUUUUGACUCCCAACUUGCAAGUGUUCGACUCUAUUGUCCCCAAAGUUGACCGACUGGCAGGGUAAUUUCGAUUUGGUCUCUGCCCCCAUGCUGUUACUGGAAUAUCUAAUCUAGCAAAUAGUAAAUGAAAGUUCCACUUA
This is a messenger RNA of Brachypodium distachyon (stiff brome), 3233 nucleotides long. Its product is annotated as dual specificity protein kinase shkD. Gene Ontology annotation, molecular function: protein kinase activity; protein binding; ATP binding. The transcript has 8 exons. Lineage: Eukaryota; Viridiplantae; Streptophyta; Magnoliopsida; Poales; Poaceae. The coding region runs from base 548 to 3028 and encodes 826 amino acids. Gene Ontology annotation, cellular component: cytoplasm. The record is from RefSeq and is a predicted model, not a curated record. Gene Ontology annotation, biological process: protein phosphorylation; signal transduction.